Molecule: messenger RNA, 1130 nt
Organism: Pyrenophora tritici-repentis Pt-1C-BFP
Lineage: Eukaryota; Fungi; Ascomycota; Dothideomycetes; Pleosporales; Pleosporaceae
Source: RefSeq, a predicted model, not a curated record
AUGAGAUUCAUUCAGACACUCGGUUUCGUCUCUUGCGCUUUCGCAGCUGCUCUUCCAGUCGACUUUGAGAGGCGCGAUGUUGCAGGCCAAGAUGUCGCAGGAACAGUUGGCAAGGUCGUUACUGUUCCCGGUGCGGUUGUCAAUGGAGCAUCCGGUGUGCUUCAGCGCGAUGCGCCAAUUGUAGGCGAUGUCCCAACCGCUGCUGAGAAGGUCGGUGGUGUUCCCGGAAAGGUCGUCGGCACUGCUGGCAACGUGAUUUCACGCGACCUCCCCGUUGUUGGCGACACUCUCUCCAGCGUGGAGACGGUCCCCGGCUCUGUCGUUGGUGGCGCUGGCAACAUUGUUAAGCGCGACCUCCCCGUUGUUGGCGACACUCUCUCCAGCGUGGAGACGGUCCCCGGCUCUGUCGUUGGUGGCGCUGACAACAUUGUUAAGCGCGACCUCCCCGUUGUUGGCGACACUCUCUCCAGCGUGGAGACGGUCCCCGGCUCUGUCGUUGGUGGCGCUGGCAACAUUGUUAAGCGUGACCUCCCCGUUGUUGGCGACACUCUCUCCAGCGUGGAGACGGUCCCCGGCUCUGUCGUUGGUGGCGCUGGCAACAUUGUUAAGCGUGACCUCCCCGUUGUUGGCGACACUCUCUCCAGCGUAGAGACGGUCCCCGGCUCUGUCGUUGGUGGCGCUGGCAACAUUGUUAAGCGUGACCUCCCCGUUGUUGGCAACACUCUCUCCAGCGUGGAGACGGUCCCCGGCUCUGUCGUUGGUGGCGCUGGCAACGUUGUUAAGCGCGGUAUCGACAGCAUUCCAGUUGCUCCCCAAGUCAUCGACGGCGUUGUCGCGCCAGUUGUAGCAGCACCUGGCACCACCCUCGCCGACGCGAUCCCCCAGUAGAAGAAACGUCAAUUGAUCCUGACCAAGAUCACUAUGUCCUGGAACCACCCAGUACAAGGCUGUAUGAUUCCCCGAGAUGAUACGAGACAAGCGACGCCCUACAAGAUUCCUCGAUGACCUGUGUCUGGGAUAUGUGGGGGAUUCUAUUCGUCCAGGUGAUAGGAGAUGUUCUUCCAUAGCCCACCGUGUUCAACGCCGCUGUCCUGAUAGCGCAUCUCUUAAUAGCACUAUUUCAUUCUGCA